Pseudo-nitzschia multistriata is the source of this 1705-nucleotide messenger RNA. The record is from the annotation of a GenBank genome assembly. NCBI's taxonomy places the organism in Eukaryota, Bacillariophyta, Bacillariophyceae, Bacillariales, Bacillariaceae.
GGAUUUUUCGAAUUGUGGGUGAUGAAUUCCAACCACAGAUCAUCCCACCCUAGAAUCUCAAGUGAAUUAACAAUUUACAAAAGACAGCGACAAUGUUCUCUCCUAUGGCUAUGAAGUUUCUCACCCGCAGCAACAACACCGCUGCUGCUGCUUUCCGUAGAAAAUUUCAUGGGUCUCUGCCUUGUUGGCAGAAAUUGAACGUCGAAGGCCUUGCCAAGAAAGUCGAUCUUGAGGGGAAGAAUGUCUUGGUUCGAGUCGAUUUAAAUGUCCCCCUUGCGAAGGUAUGUGGUUCGACCCUUUAUCAUAUUGUUAUCACGGCAUUUCUUUUGAUGAUGCUCCCCAAAUAUACAUUUUUUGUUUGUCAACUCAUCCUCUAAUCCAUCUCUCUUUCAACUUAUCCAUCAGGACGAUGUGACCGUCACGGAUGACACGCGAUUGCGUGCCAUCGUCCCUACUACCAAGUUUCUGCUGGAUAAGGGUGCUAACGUGGUUUUGAUGAGUCACUUCGGUCGACCCAAAGGCGAAAUUAUCGAGACUGGCAAAAAUGGAAGAUUGAAUCCCGUCGUUAAACCUUUGGAAGAACUCCUCGGAACCCCUGUACAAAAAAUUGAUACAGUAAUCGGAGCUGAAGCAGAAGAAGCCGCAAGCAACCUUGGAAAGGGAGAAGUUCUAUUACUAGAGAACACUCGUUUUGACAUCGGAGAGACGAAAAACGAUAAGACAUUAGCAGAGGGUAUGGGUAAAAUGGCAGAUUAUUUUGUCAUGGACGCCUUUGGAACUGCCCACCGGGCGCACAGCAGUACCGCCGGAGUUACUGAAUUCAUGGAAGAGUCAGCGGCAGGCUUUUUGCUAGACAAGGAACUUAAAUAUUUACAAGGUGCCGUCGAUGCUCCUGUCAAGCCAAUGAUGGCAAUUGUCGGCGGGGCCAAAGUUUCUACAAAAAUCCCUGUCAUCGAAUCUUUGUUAGAAAAGUGUGACACGAUCUUGGUCGGAGGCGGUAUGAUUUUCACGUUCUAUCGAGCGCUGGGAUACGAAACUGGAGGCUCCUUGGUCGAAGAGGAUAUCAUCGACUUGGCUGCUUCCUUGUUGAAAAAGGCGGAAGAAAAGGGUGUGAAAAUCGUCCUUCCUACGGAUGUUGUUGUAGCCGACAAAUUUGAUAAUGAUGCAAACUCUGCGAUCGCCAAGGUCAAUGAAAUGAGUGGUGAUUGGAUGGGACUUGAUAUUGGUCCUGAAUCCAUCGCAUUGUUUAAAGAGGAAAUCGAAAAAUGCAACACUAUUGUAUGGAAUGGACCAAUGGGUGUUUUCGAGAUGAGUAACUUUGCUGAAGGAACAAACUCUGUCGCUCAAAUGUUGGCUGAGGCGACAGAAAGAGGUGCUAUCACUAUUGUGGGAGGAGGAGACUCUGUUGCAGCGAUUAACCAAGCAGGGUUAGGAGACAAGGUUUCGCACAUUUCGACGGGAGGUGGUGCAAGCCUUGAACUCCUGGAAGGAAAGACACUGCCAGGAGUUGCUGCCUUGUCUGAUGUGUAAAUAUUACGAUGUGUAACAGUAUUUGACUAUUUUUCGUUCUCAACUACUACAUAAAACGUAACACUCGUGCUUUUGAUAGACCUGCAAUUCGAAUUCUACAAAGAAAUAACAGCCCUUUCGGUUUCAGUCGAGAAAACAGGUUUUUGUGCCGGUGUAAUAUAAUUAGAAUGAAAGA